This is a messenger RNA of Momordica charantia (bitter melon), 1631 nucleotides long. It is a transcript of the gene ELO1, whose product is annotated as Paxneb protein-like protein. Lineage: Eukaryota; Viridiplantae; Streptophyta; Magnoliopsida; Cucurbitales; Cucurbitaceae. Gene Ontology annotation, cellular component: cytoplasm; elongator holoenzyme complex; transcription elongation factor complex. Gene Ontology annotation, biological process: tRNA wobble uridine modification. The record is from RefSeq and is a predicted model, not a curated record.
AAAAUGUUACCCUACGCUAUUUGUGACCAUUUCUUCAAUGCGAUUUCAAAUAGACAAAGAUUCUGAAAACAGAAGUCGGACCGAAUAAAGCCGCCAGUUGAUGAAAAUACGAAGUGGUUUCUGGAUGCAAGCCCAGUGUGGAGACUGAUAAGAAUCAAGUUCUCGCUCCCGCUCCCGCCAAUUUUAUCAACUAUUAUCGACUUCUUCUGCUUGGAGGGAAACCAACACGGAUCCUUGUAUUCGAGCUUUCAGGGUCUUCAUUGACUUGAAUAAACCAGAGAGCCAACUUUUCUGGGAUGAUUUGCUCAAAUUUGUAGAACAUUAACUCAACUAUGGCAGCGACAAAGCCUAGGACAAGCAGCUUCUCACGCAACUUUUCUUCUGCACAUUCAUCUCAGGCCCCAGGACUUAAACAUGGUCCCAAUGGCACCACAUUCAUCUCAUCUGGAAUACCAGACCUUGACAAAAUUCUUUGUGGUGGGUUUCCUUUGGGAAGCUUAGUCUUGGUGAUGGAAGAUGCAGAAGCUCCACAUCACAUGCUUUUAUUGAGGAAUUUUAUGUCUCAGGGACUGGUUCACAACCAUCCCCUGCUGUAUGCUAGUCCAUCCAGAGACCCAAGAGGGUUCUUGGGUACUUUGCCGAGUCCAGGGACAUCCAAAGAUGAUAAAUCUCGUGACAAUUUUGCUGAACAGGAGAAGGGCUUAAGGAUUGCUUGGCAAUAUAAGAAGUAUUUUGGCGACAGUCAAGAGAGUGUCAAUAAUCUCAUCGAUAGUAAAUACGAGUUUUGCCAUGACUUUGAUUUGCGAAGGCCCUUUGAUAGACACUUUUUCAGCGGGAAGCAUGUGGAAUGUGUUAGUAUUCUAGGUUCUCCAAGUAUUUCUACUUUACAUGAUCGUUGUGCCACAUUCUUGUCACAAGUUCCAAGAAAUGAUGCCAAUAUAUCCUCUGCUGGCCGUAUUGCCAUUCAAUCGUUAUGUGCUCCACAAUGCGAGCAUUCCAACAUGGAAUGGGAAAUGCUUUCCUUUUUAAGGUCUCUGAAAAGCAUGCUAAGGUCCUCAAAUGCCGUAGCUGUAGUGACGUUUCCGCCUUCUCUUCUUUUGUCGUCMUUCUCUAAAAGAUGGCAGCAUAUGGCAGACACAUUACUUUCUGUCAAAGCAAUCCCAGAUGAGGAUAAGGAAUUAACAAAGCUCCUCACUGGUUACCAAGACAUGGUUGGCCUUCUCAAUGUGCAUAAAGUAGCUCAAAUCAAUACACAGGUUCCUAAGAUUCUUGAGGCUACUACGUUCUCUAUAAAGUUGCAAAAGAGAAGGUUUUUAGUUUUAGAAUGUCUUAAUCAAGCGCCUAUUGAUGGUUCGAGUGGGAGCUCAUAUGGCUCUACUGGGAGCUGUUCUGGAUCCUCUAAGACAGGUACUCUAGAGUUUUAGUAUCCAAGUGAUGCUAGCAUGAAGAGUUGGAGAGCUGAAUGUUUGAAGUUAAGUGUGAAGUUUAGGUUGAUUUUGAUUGUCGAAUAUUUAUAUUUUUCCUUUGUCACAAAUAACGUUAUUAAUCAACCCACCUCUCUGGUCUCCAUUCUUGUAUUUUAAAAAUUCCUCUAAAUAUUUAGAAACAAGGGAAAAGAUAUACUUUUAAAA